AUGCAGGGAAGAAACGGAGUUUAUAGUUGCCUGAAGAUGGAUUGGUUCGGCAAAGUUGAUUAAUUGGUGUUUGUCUCUGAUCGACACCCAAGCAUAAACAACGGAUUUGAGAGAGUUUUUCCUCUAGCGCAUCAUGCUACUUGUGUUGUGCAUCUUUGGAGAAACAUAAGAUUCGAUUACAAGCCCCGCCGUGUUGCCAUUCUUGUCUCUGCUGCGGCUAGAGCUUUCACUACUCCAGAGUUUAACAAAAAAUUCCUUGAGAUACGGAAGAUAAGUCCAGGAUGCAUUGCUUAUUUAGUCGAUAUUGGAUUUGAACAUUGGACUAGAGUUCACUUCAAAGGCAGGAGAUACAACAUCAUGGAUUCAAAUAUUGCAGAAUCAUGGAAAAGCAAGGGAAUAUCCUCUGAUAUGCAUGCUUGA
This is a messenger RNA of Microthlaspi erraticum, 420 nucleotides long. NCBI's taxonomy places the organism in Eukaryota, Viridiplantae, Streptophyta, Magnoliopsida, Brassicales, Brassicaceae. The record is from the annotation of a GenBank genome assembly.